Torulaspora globosa is the source of this 336-nucleotide messenger RNA. RefSeq names its product mitochondrial 54S ribosomal protein bL34m (gene MRX14). Gene Ontology annotation, molecular function: structural constituent of ribosome. The transcript has a single exon. Gene Ontology annotation, cellular component: ribosome; mitochondrial large ribosomal subunit. Bases 1 to 336 code for a protein of 111 amino acids. The record is from RefSeq and is a predicted model, not a curated record. Gene Ontology annotation, biological process: translation. Lineage: Eukaryota; Fungi; Ascomycota; Saccharomycetes; Saccharomycetales; Saccharomycetaceae.
AUGUCGUUUUUCGUUAGAUCAUUAUUCCAGCUCAAUGGCAGAAGAACGUUUACUUCUUUGAGUUCUUUUUCUCCUUUAAGAUCACUGGCCCCAAACACGAGGAAUGUCAGCAUACUGGGUCUCCCCGAGUCACAACCAGCACUGCAAAGUACCUCUCUGCUACUCCCUUUCGGACAGACUUUGCAAAGACGUUGGAAAUCCAGAGGAAAUACAUUCCAACCAAGCACUCUGAAGAGGAAAAGAAGAAUAGGAUUUCUGGCUAGAGCUAGGAGCAAAUCAGGCUCAAAGAUCUUGCAGCGUCGCAAGGCUAAGGGCAGAUGGUUUCUGACCCACUAA